Messenger RNA from Vollenhovia emeryi, 402 nucleotides. RefSeq lists its product as uncharacterized. The coding region runs from base 1 to 393 and encodes 130 amino acids. NCBI's taxonomy places the organism in Eukaryota, Metazoa, Arthropoda, Insecta, Hymenoptera, Formicidae. The record is from RefSeq and is a predicted model, not a curated record. The transcript is spliced from 4 exons.
AUGUAUAUAUCUUUAUCCAAUAUCCUGUUUCCCAUCCGAUCCCUUCCAGAUAAAUUGAUACCGGUGUCUGCGGCCUGCAUCGAUAGCAGAGCAUUCGAAGAUAGUGAAAGAUUCAUUAAACUUAUCACCGACCUCGGUCGUACUUUAUUGACAGAAAUCGCACACCAGAGUUUACCACCGUCAGGCAUCCCUUUACUAGUCCCAAAAUUAAUUCACGAAAGGGCCUGGCAAACGAGUCCGGAGUCAUUCAUGUUACCCAUUGAAGUGUCCUUAAACGAGUACGAACAGACCUUUUCUUACAUGCGUUGGUAUCGAUACGAGGAACAAUUCCACGUUUUAAAUUCAUCGUGUGCUUUACACGACGAGGUAAAAGAUAUUGCUACAACAUCGUGAGGAGUAUUU